UAUUGUAAUUUAGUUAAGAGCCCAUCUAGGAUUAGUUUUGUCUCGAAUUGUAUUCCAGUUAAAAAUAAUUUGAUGAUAAAAUUUGUUUAUCUAUGGUGAUUUCGUAAGAGCCCACCAAUGCGUCGUUCUGCCUAGAAACCCUAGCUGCCAGCUGGGAUUCAUUUCUUCAUCUGAUCUGAAGGUGGUGGGGUAUUGCAGAGAAAAAAAGGCAGAUCUGAUCUGAGUUGAAAGGGAAAAACAAAAAAAUGGCGUUGGCAGUUUUUCGAUUUUGCGUGAUGUCAAGAAUAACAAACGGUGUGACUCGUAAACUGAAAGAAGCAGCAACCUGUCGGAAGAAACCGGGUUAUGUCUACAAUAGAUCUGACGAUCUGAAUCUUAUGGAGUGGGACGACUACUGGAAUUGUCCUCGUGGUCAUGUGGAAGGACUUUACGACGACGAGUAUAGGCGUAGCGUAGAAGAAUUCAACGACCUUUACGCAAGUGAGCCAUUUGCUAGUUGUGUGGAUGAACAAGAGAGAAGGGAGAGAGUGCUUGAUCAUAUGUUUUAUUGGAGUAUAUAGCUGACAAAAUCCCCAAAGAUUGUCCAAUUGUCAGAGAUUCGGAAAUAUUUAAGUACAUCAGUCCUGGGGUUUAUGAAGUCAUUCCCCGUCCCCCUGUCGGUCAUGGUGAUCUUACCAUUGAUUAUCCAGAUCCCCCAGUCAGAGUCUAUGUCAGGCCAGAUGGCUGCACUGCCUACACCGAGGAUGGGCUUACCUGUUAUUUUCCCGCGCCGACUCAUACUGAAUGACUCAAUCGACUGCAUGCAUGCGGAGUUUUAAUGUUUCCGUCGACCCUUUAUCUUUGUUUCUUGGGCGAGAGAAAGAGAAUCUUCUUUUCUUUUGCUUCUUGUCAUUCUUCUUCUUCUUCUUCUUUUUCUUUUCUCCAUCGUUACAAAUACAAAAUGCACCGAGGAUUAAGAACGACGUAGGCGUCGCAAAGAUACUUACUCUAGUCAUGAACAAUAAUAAUAGAAAAAGAGUGAUUUGUUGUUGAAGGUUUGCUUUUAACAGAACGAGA
Camelina sativa (false flax) is the source of this 1056-nucleotide messenger RNA. Lineage: Eukaryota; Viridiplantae; Streptophyta; Magnoliopsida; Brassicales; Brassicaceae. The record is from RefSeq and is a predicted model, not a curated record.